Molecule: messenger RNA, 3872 nt
Organism: Thamnophis elegans (Western terrestrial garter snake)
Lineage: Eukaryota; Metazoa; Chordata; Lepidosauria; Squamata; Natricidae
Gene: GREM1
Product: gremlin 1, DAN family BMP antagonist
Exons: 1
Coding region: 1-549 (182 amino acids)
Biological process (GO): animal organ morphogenesis
Molecular function (GO): receptor ligand activity; BMP binding
Source: RefSeq, a predicted model, not a curated record
AUGGCUCGCACAGUUUCUGCUGUUGGAGUCCUCCUUUUGUUCAGUCUUCUGCUGCCCUCAGCAGAGGGCAGCAAGAGGAAUCGUGGAUCACAAGGAACCAUCCCUUCUCCUGACAAAGCCCAGCCCAAUGACUCCGAACAGACCCAGCAGCCGCCCCCGCCAUCAGGCUCCAGACCCCGGGGGAAGGAGAAGGCCAAAUCUACUGAAGAGGUGCUGGAAUCAAGCCAAGAGGCAUUGCAUGUCACGGAACGAAAGUAUCUGAAAAGGGAUUGGUGCAAAACGCAGCCGCUGAAGCAAAUAAUCCAAGAGGAAGGCUGCAGAAGCCAAACCAUCAUUAAUAGAUUCUGUUAUGGCCAGUGCAAUUCAUUCUAUAUCCCAAGGCAUAUCCAUAGGGAAGAAGGUUCCUUCCAAUCGUGUUCAUUCUGCAAACCAAAAAAAUUCACCACCAUGGUGGUUACCUUGUCUUGUCCAGAAAUGCAGCCUCCAAUCAAGAAAAAGAGGAUCACACGAGUGAAAGAAUGCCGCUGUAUAUCCAUAGACUUGGACUAGGAGGGAUCAUGGAGGAUAGUCUGCUCACCAAUGCAUUUCCUCCUUCAAACCAGGCAUCUUAACCUCUUUAGGCCUGUCCAAAUGGGACAUGAAUCAAAGAGAAUUGCAACGAAGAGUAUGUGUUACUCCUCUGUAGGUGUGAACUUCAGCUUUGAAAAUCAUUUGGAGUGUACCCUAGGCUUAGUAAUACACUAAUUGCUCCCGCCCUGGGAUUCUGCACUUGAAUCUGUGUCAUUGACUCUCUCACGAUCAUCAGUAGCAGUAUCUGUCAUAGAUUUGGAGGCAUUUUUCACAUUUAGUUAUGUUCCGAGGAAAACGUGGAAAGAAAUUAAGUUAAUUACAGUGAGUGCCAUUGUGAUGGAGAAGGAAGCUUGCAUGUUAUCACCUUCAUUUGGACAUUAAGUAGCCACUUCUACAGCUAAGAAGGAAAGACAAACAGGGAAGGCAGAAAAAUCAAUGAAAGAAAGAAAAGUGAUGUAUACACCACCCUCUUGAAUAUCUUGAGUGUUAUUUCUGAUUGCUUUUCUCAAGCCAACAGCAUCCUUCAAUACUGUAUAUAUUCGUCUAUAAACCUAUCUGCUGAUAAUCUGACCCUUGAAUGUUUUGCUUGGACAUCAACCCAUUUUUCAAGCUAUCAUCUCCCAUUGAAGGUGUCUGCUUUUUGCAUACCAUAAUUGUUGUGGUUGUCUAACCUUCCUCUACUAUAGAAGUAUAGAAAGGAGGGAUAAAGUUUUUUCUCCUUUCUACUUGCUUUCUUAAGUGAUCUGAUUAUAUGGAGGAGAAAGCCAUCAGACAACCCCAUUGCGCAAGCUGAAGUGGCACUAGCUGGGCCUGAAAUAUUCUUGCUACUCACUAAAAUACCAUGAAAAGUGUCUCACUCAUGGCUAAACUGACACUUGAAAUUUUGAUUUGUUUUAAUUUUCACAGUUGGGUUACCCAUGGGUGGCACUUUUUAUGACGUUUUGCUUAAAUAUUUGAGACCCUGCUUAUUUGCAGAUGGGCUUAUAUAGGGAUAUACAUACAAGUACUUAAAAUUUUGGAAGGGAAAACUUAUCAAGAGUACCCGUAGGUAAGUCCAUGGAUAAACCAACCCAAAUUUUGAGGGUUAAUUGGCACCUAAAAUUUUCAGCUUCUCCAUGAGUAUAUAUGGUUAAUUAAUAUUAAUUCUUAAUUGCACAGUUACUCUUUUUAAAGUCAACUUGUCUAAUACGUAUGUUGACAAUUAUUAUAAGUGCAUAUAUGCAUCUUUUACAAAGCCACACAAUGCCCCACAUAGUCAGCUCAUACAGAAAGUGAAGCAUUGCAAUAGCCGUUUUAAACUCCAAAUAUCACAGUUUUACAAUUUUUAGGGAAGAUCCUAAAUAACCUCAUUGAUGCUUCCCAAUUUUUUUUCAAUCUGUCAUGAGUGGAAUAUGGAAGAAGUUAAUGUCUAGUUUUGAAUGUGAAUCUGGCUAAAGAAGUGCUUCUUCCAUGCUGUAAUCAUGACAGAUGCAUAAUCUUACUAGAGAAUUCCAUUUUCAGACAGUCAGAUUCCUGCAUUACACAUAGCUGUUGGUCACUUAAGACAAAAGGGAUGACAGAAUAUACCCACUAUAUAUUUUUUGCACUUUUUCUGAAAGUUGUGAAAGUUAGGAUUAGCUAGACCAGUGUUUUUCAAUACUUAGCAACCUUAUGAUUCAACUUUAACUCUCAGAAUUCCCCCAGCCAGCAUGACCUUAAUUGCAUGAUAUUAAUUGUGGUUGAAUAUAUGCAGAAUGUGACUCUUGGUGAGACUUGUGUGACAUUCAGGUAGCCAGUUUUCUUUACAUGCGUAGCUGGCAGCUGGAAAUCAUAAUAUCCAUGAAGUUGCACUAGGGAAGAGAAUCUGCCUUGCCUCUUCCGUGGAGUGUAUCUCCAAAGCUGACUGGCAAUCUCCUAAAGUGGUGUUAAUACUAUAUCUUUUAAUUACUAUAAUGCUGAUAGUCUAGUAGAUAUAGCAAAGUUAUGGAUCACCUAAUGAUGCCAGCUUCUGUGGAAUAUUGCUGCUUCUUUACAGACAAGAAGAUAGCCUUAAGCAGUGUUGCUGUGUGUAUGUGUAUGUCCAGUCUGGUAUCUGAUGUAGUCUUCUGGGCUGAAAUAUUUGUUGACGAAGAAGUGGUGUUAGAAGAGCUGCAGAAAAAAGCAUUCCCAACUAAUUGGGAAUUUAUGUGGGAAUCAAAUGGAUUGUAGAUUCAACCUGAUCUUUAUGCCUAGUUGCAUUUUUUUAUGUGGAAAAGAGAAGCAAGAAUGUGCUCCAAGACUGGAAGAAACUUGUGAGUUUGUUAAAACAGUGACAAUUAUGUGGCUGCCUAGAAGGCACCAGGUGACAUUUCUGCCUUGUUAAACUGUUGAAUCAAUGGUCUAUAAUCUGUCAUAUUUUAAUCAUUAUCUGGUACAGUGUCUUUUUUGCUGCGUAAUCCCCAGCAUUACGGUGAAUGAUACUUAUUAUAAUGUUAUAGCAUAACCACAUAUAUAUCUAUAUUCCGGAAACACAGACAGUAUCAGGAAGCUACCAAAUACCACCUCAUUAAACACAGAUUUAAAAAUGACUUGUUUUUAGAAGCCACAGCAAUCACAGAGUUAAUUUUUUAAUGCAAUAAUAAUUUACAGAACAGCUGCAGGUACAGACCUUCUGCAUUAGACACUUAAGCCACUAGGCCUAUAACGAGAUAAUAUCCACAUUAGAAUAUCUGCCAUGAUAAAACACCAUUUUCUCUACAUCUAAUCUUUUCAGCAAACUGCUUCCUGAUCUCAUAGGUACGAGUCUAAUAUGCCAGCUUAUAUUAGCACAUUACAGUGCAUCAUAUCCCCAGACUUCAUUUUUUGGUAGGUGAUCGUUAAAAUAUGAUAUCUGAGCUACAAGAAAUAUUUUCCACUAUGUGGAUUGUGAAGUAGAAAGAUAUUUAAUGGCAUUGCCAUGUCUGUAGGAUAUGAGUGUUGCUUAAUUCAGAGCAUGUUUUAGACAACUUCCCUUUCCCUUUUGAACUGUUGGAAGCUUGUGCUGAUCCUUGCAUUUCUUCCAGCAUUUGUUACAAAGGACACAAAGCAAUUCAGCAUUCUGGAUAGGGCCAUUUUGAAGUAAGAUUUGCCAAGAAUAUGAGAUCCUAAUACAAAGGUCCUUCCUGACUCUCUGUACAAAUAGCAGUUUUCAAACAAGCAUAUAUUCUAUAAAGAACCUUUAAUAAUGUUUAUUCUUAAGUAGAACCAUUGUACAAAAAUCAAUUUGUUGUACAUAGAAUUUAAAAUACAACCUUGGAUAUUUAAAUGUGACUUUAAGCCGAUACUACUCCUUGUAGAAUUUCACA